This is a messenger RNA of Tetranychus urticae (two-spotted spider mite), 2847 nucleotides long. It is a transcript of the gene Gycalpha99B, whose product is annotated as guanylate cyclase 1 soluble subunit alpha 2. Gene Ontology annotation, biological process: cGMP biosynthetic process; response to oxygen levels. Gene Ontology annotation, molecular function: guanylate cyclase activity. Gene Ontology annotation, cellular component: guanylate cyclase complex, soluble. The record is from RefSeq and is a predicted model, not a curated record. NCBI's taxonomy places the organism in Eukaryota, Metazoa, Arthropoda, Arachnida, Trombidiformes, Tetranychidae.
UGAAACAGAUGAAAAAGCAAACUCAGUCUCAGUCUGUAACAUUGUUCAACGAAUCGCCGCAAACAACAACAACAAUCACAUCAACCAAUAAAAUAAGGAACAAAAACAAGCAAAAACUAAUUCCAUGAUAAUCAACUUUAAAAUAUUGUUUUCAUUGUGCGUAAAUGGACAACAAUUUACCAGGAAAUUUAUCAAUCACCAAUAAUCAAUGAAAGAGACGGCAAAACAAAAUUGAAAGCAAAUCAAACAAACCAGAAACUGAUGUAAAAAGCCGACUCGCCAAGUUGCAAUUUUCACCACCAGGAAUCGCUGCAUCAACUUGUCGCCAAAUUAUUUUCAAUCAACAAUUUGAUUCCUCAAACAAAGGCAAUCAUGAUGAACCGUAAACAAGGCUUAACAAGUUGAUCAACUUUUUGUUUCCCAAAUUAAUGGUUAAACAAGGCAUGGUUGCUGUUGGUUGGUAAACACUUGUUAUUAAUUGAGUCGACCAUCGAUAAUUGUACUUUGGAAAAGGACGAAUCUCGAUUGGAAUUUUUUUUCUUCGUUCAACUUUUCAGAUUAGUUUUGCUUUUUUUUUGGUUGAAGGAAAAGAGAACUGGAAAAAGGCUUUGUUUUGCUGCAAUAAAAUGAUUGAUUCAUUGAAUAAUAUGGAUUACAAGGAAAAACUGUGCGAUCAUAUUUCAACUGAAUCAACAUCAAUUGUUUCACCUGGUUUGGUCAACAAUGCACGUGAAAAUGUAGACAAUAAUGGCAAUUGUGAAAGUGAAUUACGAAAAGGUGAAGGAAACGAUAAAUUUUCAAGUGAAAUGAAAACUCAAGUUUCCGAAGAUUCAAGUGUAAACAGCAUAUCCAAUGAAACCAAAGACCUUCUCAUAACCAUGAAAAUAUUUUGCAAAGCAUUUCCAUUUCAUUUUAUCUGUGAUUCAAAUUUACAAAUUGUCCAAUUAGGUGAAGGUUUACUUCGAAUAUUUGGAGGUGGAAAUCGAGCCUAUGGAACUCAUAUUUCAAGCUAUUUUAGCUUCCAAAAGCCUGAAAUUAAUCAAGUCAAUUAUCAAUCUUUGGUUACACUGGCCAACAUACCAUUUAUCAUUAAAGUUUUAGACCCAGAACCGGAAGCAAAGCCAAAGAAUCUUGAACUUAAAGGUCAGAUAAUAACUUGUCCCGAGUCGUUUUGUCUUCUUUUUUUGGGUUCACCGGUUGUUGAUGGACUAGAGUCUUUGACCAGUCGAGGUCUCUACUUGUCAGAUAUUCCCAUUCACGAUGCAACUCGAGACAUUAUUUUGGUUGAGGAACAGUCUCGAGCUCAGGAGAGUUUAAAGCGACGAAUGGAUAAACUUCGGGAAUCGAUUCAGCAAGCCAAUGAAGCUGUUGCCAUGGAAAGAAAGAAAAAUGUUGAUCUAUUGAAUCUCAUUUUUCCCGCUCAAGUGGCUAAAAAGUUGUGGCUUUCAGAGCAGGUUGAGGCUCAACAGUAUGAUGAUGUUACGAUGCUCUUUUCCGAUAUUGUUGGGUUCACUGCCAUAUGUUCAAAUGCAACUCCAAUGAUGGUCAUCAACAUGUUAAAUGCUCUUUACACUCAAUUUGACAGUUUUUGCGGUGAAAUUGAUGUUUACAAGAUUGAAACGAUUGGUGAUGCGUACUGUGUAGCUGCUGGACUUCAUCGACCAAGCGACAUUCAUGCUCAGCAAGCUGCUUGGAUGGCACUUAAAAUGAUUAAUGCAGUUAACACUGUUUUAUCACCAACUGGAUUACCACUUCAGAUGAGAAUUGGUCUGCACACAGGAUCAGUCUUGGCUGGUAUAGUUGGAAUCAAAAUGCCUCGAUACUGUUUAUUUGGAAACAAUGUUUCCCUUGCAAACAAAUUUGAAUCUCAAAGUGAACCGAUGAGAGUCAAUAUAAGUCCAACUACUUACAGACUUUUAAGCAGCCGUCCUGGAUUCAAGUUUACUGAGCGUUCUCGUGACUGUCUUCCACCUGGAUUUCCUCCUGAAAUACCUGGCAAUGGUUAUUUUGUGGACGACUAUAAGCAUUCAGGUGUCGAUGCAAAAGAAUCCUUAGCGAAGCACAUUGGCCAAGCUUUGAUCGAUAAUCAGUUGACUUUUGAAAACAUUCAACUGCAAACUCAAGAGGUUAUUAAUAAGAUUGCAGAGACGAAAGGAGUUGCCGUUGAAAAUAUAAUGGCGAUUCGAGUUGAAGAUACAGUUAUGGAAUGCAACAAAAAUUUGAAGGCAACUUCAUCAUGCUCAUCAUCAACAUCUUGUGGGACCAAUAAAGCCAAUAAUAACGACAACAAGGUCAACAGUGAUUCAAAGGAAAACAAUAAAAGUGACAAUAAACUGGACAAUUCAACAAUCGAAUCAAAUUUUGAUGAAAUGAAAAGUUCAAUGUCGAGAGGGAAAACAUCGCGAACUGGUUGUCCAAUGUUUUUCAAGUGAUGAAAAGUAAAGAGUGAAAAGUGCGCAAUAAAAAGUGGAAUAAAACUUUUUUUUAUCCUCAACCCAUUAACCAAUAAAGAAUCCAAAAGUUAUAUUAAUAUAUAUAAAUAAAUGUAUAAAAGUUAGCGAUAUUAUUGAUUAUCGAGAAGCAAAAUAAACAUCAAAUUGCACAUUAAAUUGAAUAGAUUUUAGCAUUUUAUGGAUUACUUUAAAUUUUUUGUUUAAAACCUUUUCUCGAUCAGAUGAAAGAUUGUUUCGAUUUGAGAGUUGAUUAUGCCAAUGAAUCCAUUUAACUCGUCUAUUAAUGCGUACUUACUUUCAAUGUUAUCGCUGCACUCGAAUGAACCCGAACUGUGUUCAAUGUAAUCACAAAUGUUGAUAUUGAAAGACAAAUAAAGAUCAAAGUAUUAAUUAA